Bipolaris zeicola 26-R-13 is the source of this 1062-nucleotide messenger RNA. RefSeq lists its product as uncharacterized. The coding region runs from base 1 to 1062 and encodes 353 amino acids. The transcript has a single exon. NCBI's taxonomy places the organism in Eukaryota, Fungi, Ascomycota, Dothideomycetes, Pleosporales, Pleosporaceae. The record is from RefSeq and is a predicted model, not a curated record.
AUGCCGCCCAAAGCGAAGCCGCGCGCGGGGAAGCAAGCCAACAACGUCACCAAAAAGGCCAUCCCACCGCCCUUUACACCAGCACCCCCGGAGCUCGAAAACCUCCUCUACACCUUCGACCGCUCGCUCGUCUACGUAACACACGUGGACCCCCAUCCCGCAUGGUUCAAACGUCGCAUCUUCAUCGUGCCCCUCCUGCUCAACGCUAGCUUCGUGCUGCUCCUGCUAUGGCGCCUAUACACCAUCGGUCCCCACUACCUCAACAUCGCCAAGUCCGUCCUCGGACAAGCCAACCACACAACCAUAUACUGGGCCGCCAACACAUGGGGCUCGCUGCUCUGGAAAGUCGGAAGACGCAUGCUCCUAUUUCUCUUCGACUUUUUCCUCUUCCGCAUCGUCGGACCCUGGCCCUGGAGUUUCUUCGUCGAGCAGCCCGGCAACCCUGUUAGUUGGCGCUGGAACGUUGGGUUUAGAGAGCAAGAGAUUUAUGUAAGGGUUAGUAGGGGGUGGGGUGCGAAGGAUCUGCUGGGUGAGGCGGAGGGAAGCAGCGGACGCAGAGGAGGCGAGAGCCCUUUUUUCAAGACGCGCAUCUUGCCCGCGGUGGACAAGCAGCGGCUCCGCGAGAAAACAGGGUAUAUGCUCAUGGACGCGGAUUUCGACCUUGACUUCUUCGGCAUGGUCGCCGCGACGCAGCUCCUCGAUCGCAAAGACAUCACCCUUGAUCAUGUCCGCAAAAGCGUCUUCGUGUAUGUUGGCGACGCGGAGCGCGAUAAUGGACAGUGGGCUGUAUGGGACUGCGCCAAGCUCGAUGAAGGGUCGGAAACGGAAGCUAGGGAAAAAGUCGUUGCCUUCAAGGACAAGCUGACGGCCAUGGGCAAGGAGAGUUUGUUCUUCAGGUGGGUCGAGCUCAUCCAGUACGAAAGUAGUGCCCCUGGUGGCUUUACCCCCGAACGACAAGCUGCUGCGGCCGAAAAAGUAAAGCAGAUGUUUGAGGAUCAAGGGGUUGAUUUUGAACAGUUUAGUAGGGAGAUAGGGGGCAUGGAUGGCAUGACAGAUAUUUGA